CGGGGACUGCGAGCGGGGCCCGGCGACCGUGCGGGAGCCAUGGCGGCCUCGGAGGCGGCGGCGGCGGGGUCCGCGGCUCUGGCGGAGGGUGCCCGGGCCGUCCCGGCGGCCACGAGAGGAGCCGCCGCCGCCGCCUCGGGUCCGUGGGUGCCCCCGGGACCCCGACUAAGGGGCAGCCGGCCGCGGCCCGCGGGGGCGACGCAGCAGACCGCGGUCCCCGCGCCGCGGGCGGGGGAGCUGAUCCAGCCGUCGGUGAGCGAGCUGUCCCGGGCCGUGCGGACCAACAUCCUGUGCACCGUGCGCGGCUGCGGCAAGAUCCUGCCCAACAGCCCCGCGCUCAACAUGCACCUGGUCAAGAGCCACCGCCUGCAGGAUGGCAUAGUCAAUCCAACAAUAAGAAAAGAUUUGAAAACUGGACCGAAAUUCUACUGCUGUCCAAUCGAAGGCUGCCCCAGAGGCCCUGAGAGACCGUUUUCUCAGUUUUCUCUCGUAAAACAGCACUUUAUGAAAAUGCAUGCUGAGAAGAAGCACAAAUGUAAUAAAUGCAGCAAUUCGUACGGUACAGAAUGGGACCUGAAAAGACAUGCAGAGGACUGUGGCAAGACCUUCCGGUGCACAUGCGGCUGUCCCUACGCUAGUAGAACGGCAUUGCAGUCUCACAUCUACCGAACUGGCCACGAGAUCCCUGCAGAACACAGGGACCCACCUAGUAAGAAAAGGAAAAUGGAAAACUGUGCACAAAACCAGAAGUUAUCCAACAAGACCAUUGAAUCAUUGAACAACCAACCAAUCCCUAGACCAGACACUCAAGAACUAGAAGCUUCAGAAAUAAAGCUAGAACCAUCUUUUGAAGACUCUUGUGGCUCUAACACUGACAAGCAGACUCUUACAACACCACCGAGAUAUCCUCAGAAGUUGCUUUUACCAAAGCCCAAAGUGGCUUUGGUUAAACUACCCGUGAUGCAGUUUUCUCUCAUGCCUGUCUUUGUGCCUACAGCCGACUCCUCAGCCCAGCCUGUGGUGUUAGGUGUCGAUCAGGGCUCUGCCACAGGGGCUGUGCACUUACUGCCCUUGUCAGUAGGAACCCUGAUCCUCGGCCUAGAUUCAGAGGCUUGCUCUCUUAAGGAGAGCUUACCUCUUUUCAAAAUUGCUAAUCCUAUUGCUGGUGAGCCAAUAAGUACUGGUGUUCAAGUGAACUUCGGUAAAAGUCCAUCUAAUCCUUUACAAGAACUAGGGAACACGUGUCAAAAGAACAGCAUUUCUUCAAUCAACGUGCAGACAGAUCUGUCUUAUGCUUCACAAAACUUUAUACCUUCUGCACAGUGGGCCACUGCUGAUUCCUCUGUGUCGUCUUGUUCUCAAACUGAUUUGUCGUUUGAUUCUCAAGUGUCUCUUCCCAUUAGUGUUCACACUCAGACAUUUUUGCCCAGCUCUAAGGUAACUUCAUCUAUAGCUGCUCAGACUGAUGCAUUUAUGGACACCUGUUUCCAGUCAGGUGGGGUCUCCAGAGAAACUCAAACCAGUGGGAUAGAAAGUCCAACGGAUGACCAUGUACGGAUGGACCAAGCUGGAAUGUGCGGAGACAUUUUUGAGAGUGUUCAUUCAUCAUAUAAUGUUGCUACAGGUAACAUUAUAAGCAACAGUUUAGUAGCAGAGACAGUAACUCAUAGUUUGUUACCUCAGAAUGAGCAUAAGACUUUAAAUCAAGAUAUUGAGAAAUCUACACCAAUUAUAAACUUCAGUGCACAGAAUAGUAUGCUUCCUUCACAGAACAUGACAGAUAAUCAGACCCAAACCAUAGAUUUAUUAAGUGAUUUGGAAAACAUCUUGUCAAGUAAUCUGCCUGCUCAGACACUGGAUCAUCGUAGUCUUUUGUCUGACACAAAUCCCGGACCUGACACCCAGCUGCCAUCUGGCCCAGCCCAGAACCCUGGAAUCGAUUUUGAUAUCGAAGAGUUCUUUUCAGCCUCAAAUAUCCAGACCCAAACUGAAGAGAGUGAACUUAGCACCAUGAACACCGAGCCAGUCUUGGAGUCACUGGACAUAGAGACUCAAACGGACUUCUUACUCGCAGAUACCUCUGCUCAGUCCUAUGGGUGUAGGGGAAAUUCUAACUUCUUAGGCCUUGAGAUGUUUGACACACAGACACAGACAGACUUAAACUUUUUCUUAGACAGUAGCCCUCAUCUGCCUCUGGGAAGUAUUCUGAAACACUCUAGCUUUUCCAUGAGUACUGAUUCAUCUGACACAGAGACCCAAACUGAAGGAAUCUCCACUGCUAAAAAUAUAGCUGCUCUAGAAAGCAAAGUUCAGUUGAACAGUACAGAAACACAGACCAUGAGUUCUGGGUUUGAAACCCUGGGGAGCUUGUUCUUCACCAGCAACGAAACUCAGACAGCAAUGGAUGACUUUCUUCUGGCUGAUCUGGCCUGGAACACGAUGGAGUCUCAGUUCAGCUCUGUAGAAACCCAGACUUCUGCGGAACCACACACAGUCUCCAACUUCUAAAACUAACAGUGGAGUCCAUGUGUGAGACGGCAUCUACCGUUUCCUCUGGAUUAAAACUAUGGACUGGGGACAACAGUAUUAAUUCGAUUGAAUGUGGCUGAUGACACAGUUGCUUAGCUUCUUUGUGGUUCUUUGCCUUUUGUACUUGUAAACAGAAAUUUGUAUAUAAAUGUGAGUGUAUUAUAAAGUUUGAGAUGUUGAUCUAAAUUGUUUUUGUGUUGCCUACAUUUGCCUUUUCACAGCUAGUCUUUUCAUGUUAAAAAAAAAUGUAUUUCAUACCUAUAAAACCUAUAUAGCCAUUUAGCUGAAGCCCAGCUUACCAGGUUCAAGGGUACAAACUUCUCACAUCUUCAAAACAUUUUAGUCAAAGUGUAAUAUAGUUAAAUUGCACCUAAAAUAUCUUUGGCAGUGCUUGUUAGAAAUUCCUGAUUCCUGUUACUAAUCACUAACGAAACCGGAUGCUGCCACCAUAGGAUUUAAGCAGUAGUGCUUCCGUGCUCUUAGACCCCUGCUGCCUGGACCUUCGUCAGCUUUGACAACUCUUUUCUGAUUUAAAGACACCAAGGAAAACUACAACUGUCUUUAGCUUUGAAGCAGUUUUCAUGUAAUCAAUGCCACCUCUUCCCUACAUGAACUACUAUUGAUACCAGCAUACAAGUGUAUAGCACUUUACACACAAGAGGUUUAUUGAUGUAAAAUUAUCGGCUAGGGAAACAGCAGCAGGCCGGCGUGGUGGCUUACCCCUGUAAUCCCAGCACUUUGGGAGGCCAAAGCAGGAGGAUCACUAGGGCCCAGGAGUUCAACACCAGCUUGGGCAACAUAAGGAGACCGUGUCUCUGGAAAUUUUUUUUUUUUUUUAAUUAGCCAGGCAUAGUUGCAUGCGCCUGUGAUCCCAGCUACUUGGGAGGCUGAGGUGAGAGGAUCACUCGAGGUUGGGGCUGCCAUGAGCCAUGGUCAUGGCACCGUACUGCAACCUGGGUAACGGCAAGACCCUAUCUAUCUCAAAAAAAAAAAAAAAAACAAAAAAAAAAACGCCAGCAAAGCACUUAGUGUAGUGUUCCUGCUAAAUAAGGGUAGGUUAUCCAAACCAUGGGAACAGGGAGUUAUGGAAACAUGCCUAUGACUUCAUCUUGGGGUGUGUCCUAUGAAGAUCCUUUCUGCUCUCCACAGUAGGCCAGAGUUGGGGGCUCAAGCUGUUUCCCCCAGUGCACCCACAAGCUGGAUCUGAGUUUUGUCACUCUAAACAAGAAAAAAAGUGGGAAAAGGUAUCCCCCAUUAGGUUUCAAUACUUUGCACUUCUACUAAGCUUGAUAGGGCAGGAGUGCAAUCUACAAUUAUUUUAAAGUGAAUUUCCUUCCAUUCACCAUUCUUCAUCUUUGAGUAAGAAAAAAUAUCUAGCAAGGAUAUUACGUGUGCCUUGAGGCUAGCAAUUGUAGGAUAGAUUCAUCUAAAAUAUGGUGUUCUGCAUUUUGUUGUUUUUUUUAAGUGAAUAAUACCAGUCUUCAAAGAAAAGAAGGUGAAGACCUAUUGCUUCAAUAAUCAAGAAUGCUUUCUGUGUUUUGAGGUAGGAGCAUGAUCAAGUAUGCUUUGGGGAUUUUCUGUAUUUAGGAGAUCCUGGAUUCUUAAUUGUUGGCUAAGUUCCAGUCAAGUAGGAAUCAGUGCAGCCUGUAAGUUCUCCACAUUGACACACACACACACACACACACACACACAAAUGCUCCUUUCUGUGGCACAUGCCUGUGUUACUGAAAGCUAAAUCCUCAAAACCUAGUAAGGGGACUAAUGAUUCAUUAAGUAAACUGAUGGUUUUGCUACUAAUAAUUCCUAUCCCAUACGUUUGUUACAAAAGAAGUGUUGCUAAUGGAUAAAUAACAUAUCCUGGGCAGAGGAGCUCAACCUAGUAGGUAAGAGUUUGCUUUGGUCACAGUUGCCUAUGAGUGUGGAUUUCAAAACGAACAUAAAGCCUUAACUUAGAAUUUCAUUAUGUUUUAGAAUCAUCACUGCCUUAAUAUUCAAGCAUCUAUUUAAGUCCUCCUAAUAAAGGAGAAAUGCAUGUUUAUGGCUUUUUUGUAAAUAUAAAUGCAGUGAUCUAUGGCUUAAAAAAUUGUUUCUGUGACAAUGUUUGUCAAUCUAGCCAAUAGAGUUAUUUACAGAAAAAAAUGAGCAUGUAAUAAUAAAAGAACUGUUUCCCUCUCAAAACCUGAACCUGAAUUACUUGUAAAAACUGAAAUUUAAUGAUUAAAGAGAAGCCAGAAUUGUA
This is a messenger RNA of Symphalangus syndactylus (siamang), 4768 nucleotides long. It is a transcript of the gene ATMIN, whose product is annotated as ATM interactor. Gene Ontology annotation, cellular component: nucleus. The record is from RefSeq and is a predicted model, not a curated record. Gene Ontology annotation, molecular function: DNA-binding transcription factor activity, RNA polymerase II-specific; transcription cis-regulatory region binding. Gene Ontology annotation, biological process: positive regulation of transcription by RNA polymerase II. Lineage: Eukaryota; Metazoa; Chordata; Mammalia; Primates; Hylobatidae.